This is a messenger RNA of Talpa occidentalis (Iberian mole), 1202 nucleotides long. RefSeq names its product MAX dimerization protein 3 (gene MXD3). The record is from RefSeq and is a predicted model, not a curated record. NCBI's taxonomy places the organism in Eukaryota, Metazoa, Chordata, Mammalia, Eulipotyphla, Talpidae. Gene Ontology annotation, molecular function: RNA polymerase II cis-regulatory region sequence-specific DNA binding; protein dimerization activity; DNA-binding transcription factor activity, RNA polymerase II-specific. The transcript is spliced from 6 exons. The coding region runs from base 65 to 685 and encodes 206 amino acids. Gene Ontology annotation, biological process: regulation of transcription by RNA polymerase II.
UAACAAAAGUGGAGCCGCCGCGCCUCCGGCCAGCGCCCCGCGCCCCGCCGCGGCUGUCGCCGACAUGGAAGCCGUGGCCAGCAACAUCCAGGUCCUGCUGCAGGCGGCCGAGUUCCUGGAGCGCCGCGAGAGAGAGGCCGAGCAUGGCUACGCAUCCCUGUGUCCGCACCGCAGUCCGGGCCCGGUCCACAGGAGGAGGAAGCGAUGCCCUCAAGCUCCUGGCGCGCUGGACGGUGGGCGGUCUGUGCACAAUGAGCUGGAAAAGCGCAGGAGGGCCCAGCUAAAACGGUGCCUGGAGCAGUUGAAGCAGCAGAUGCCCCUGGGAGCCGACUGUGCCCGAUACACCACACUGAGCCUUCUGCGCCGGGCUAGGAUGCACAUCCAGAAGUUAGAGGAACAGGAACAGCGGGCCCGGAGGCUCAAGGAAAAGCUGCGCAGCAGGCAGCAGAGCCUACGGCAGCAGCUAGAACAACUCCAGGGCCUGGCAGGGGCUGGUGAGUGGGAGCGGCUGCGGGCAGACAGCCUGGACUCUUCAGGCCUCUCCUCUGAGCGCUGGGACUCAGACCAAGAGGAGCUGGAAGUGGACGUGGAGAGCCUGGUUUUCGGAAGCGAGGCCGAGCUGCUGCGGGGCUUCAGUGCAGGCCAGGAGCACAGUUAUUCACACAGUGGCAUCACCUGGCUAUGACCCUCAACUUGCCUGGGCUCUGCCAGGCAGAAGCCUUCCCCAAGCUCCUGGGGCUGCUAGGAGUCACCUGGGAAAGGACUAAAAGGACCCUGGCGUGGGAACUGGUGCUCCCCCUACCCUACUGCCUGCAGUCCAUCUUGGGGUUGUUGGUGGGGAGAGGGAGUGGUCUGGGUUCCCCUGAGCACUGCAGGGCAGGCAGCUUGGGCCUGGGCCACUCUUCCAGGAAUUUUUUUUUUUUUUGGUAGCACUUGGCUCUGCUGUCCCCAUGGGAGCAGGAAGCCGCCUGGAGUUCCUUCCUAGACAAGGUCUCCGGCGUUUGCCCCACAGAUCCUGUACAGUAUUUUCAUUAAAAACCUCUUUUUUAACUUCUGGUCUAUGUUCUUGCCUGAUGAAAUGGGGGAACUCACAGACAACUGGAAAAAAGGAAAUGUGAUCAGCAGCCACCAACACCACUGCUGCUGACGGCCCAGGCAGUGCCCAGUUCAUCCUCCCAGCUCAGAGUUCCUCUGACCCUACU